Molecule: messenger RNA, 1035 nt
Organism: Miscanthus lutarioriparius
Lineage: Eukaryota; Viridiplantae; Streptophyta; Magnoliopsida; Poales; Poaceae
Source: the annotation of a GenBank genome assembly
AUGGACAUCAUCAACGGCGCCGUGCUCCCGCGCUACCACGCCGCCCCCGCCACGGGCGCCGCUGCGGCGGCCUCCGUCGCCGACGCGAGGGUCAGCGGCCACCUCCAGCUGCUCCGGCGCGUGCGCGUCAGAGGAAGCGGAGGCGCCGGGCUGCUGCAAGCGACGACGACCCGCGCCGGCGUGGCGCGCAGGUUCUUCUCCCCGCCGACGCCGCGGCACGGGAGGACCAUCGGCUGCCGGCCGGCUCGCUGCACCCUCGGCGGCUCCUCCUCCGACGGCGACGGCGCCGCCGCCGCGGACUUCGACGCCAGCGGGGAGGAGUUCGUCGACUCCAGCGUCAUGGAGGCCGUUGAGCUCAGGAGCGUGUCGGACGGCGGUUUCGUCAUCAAGAUGCGCGACGGCAAGAACCUGAGAUGCGUGCAGAACAACCCUCGGGUGCUCAGGCUCCGGGACUCCGCGCCGCACCACGCGAUUGUGCUCAAGAUGGAAGACGGCAGCGACCUUCUGCUCCCCAUCAUCGUCAUGGAGACGCCAAGCAUUAUGUUGCUGGCUGCGCUUCGGAACAUCCGAAUUCCAAGGCCAACUAUCUACAAUGUCGUAUUGGAGAUGACUGCAAGGAUGGGAUAUGAGGUGCGUUUGGUGCGGAUUACAGAAAUGGUCCAUGACGCAUACUAUUCUCGACUAUAUCUUGCAAAGAUUGGGAAUGAGCAAGACACUAUUAGUUUUGACCUCAGGCCAUCGGAUGCUAUCAACAUUGCUUUCCGUUGCAAGGUCCCUAUACAAGUUAACAGGCGUAUCGCAUAUAACAAUGGAUUGAAAGUCGUACAACCAAAGACGGCUGAUAGUUAUGUAGGCUCCGACGACAUUCAAAUCACAAGGCUUGACAGACCUGAUGACCAACAUUGCAGUGAGGCCCAAGAGUUUGAUUUGGUCCGGAAUAUGCUCAUCGCUGCAGUAGAAGAACGCUACAAAGAUGCUGCUCAAUACAGAGACCAACUCUUCACGUUGCGGUCAAAGAAAAAGAACGCAAUAUAG